Molecule: messenger RNA, 2357 nt
Organism: Centropristis striata (black sea bass)
Lineage: Eukaryota; Metazoa; Chordata; Actinopteri; Perciformes; Serranidae
Gene: tdrkh
Product: tudor and KH domain containing
Exons: 14
Coding region: 112-1776 (554 amino acids)
Biological process (GO): spermatogenesis
Molecular function (GO): RNA binding
Source: RefSeq, a predicted model, not a curated record
AAGCAUUAGAACGUAACGGUUUCUGUGGCGAGCGACAGUUAUUUCAAACGGUCCAUUGGAAAGAGAGCGAGCAUCAGCCUGUGGAGCAUCCCGCUGGGUGCACAGCGUGUCAUGGACGCAGUGAAGGAGGGUCAUAAGAGCACCAUGAGCUCGGGCAAGAUGGUGGCCCUGGCUGCAGGGCUUUCUGUCGGGGCCACAGUGGGCUACAUCGUCUAUCGCCAUAUAAGCAGCACCAACAACAACAGUAAGGGGCCAAACACCGAGGUAUCCAAGAUGACACUUCCAGUAGAAGUUUACAGGAAUAUAUCCAGAUACCAAGCCAAGUUCCUGGACAUGGUGACCCAGAAGUCUGGAGCUCAUGUGAGGGUUUUGUCAGAUUCAGGGGAGCCUGGAUGUAAGAAGACUGUAUGUUUCCUGCUGCAGGGCUCGAAGGAACAAGUCUUGCUGGCCCGCUGUGUCCUGGAGAACCUGGUCACUGACUGUGAGCUGGUGUCUGAGGAUUUGGAAGUUCCUCAAACGGCCUUUGGACGUAUAAUAGGCCGUGGAGGAGAAAGUUUGAAACUGAUCACCAGGACCACAGGGGCUAAUGUGUCUUGUUCUAGAGAGAAGCAGCAUGUUCCUGGAGCCAAGGGGAACAUGACCAUCACAGGGACCAGACAGGAAGUGGAACAGGCCAAGGAGCUUAUUCUUGAAAAAGUAAGAGAGGACAUGAUGGUGAGGGCGAAGAUCUCUCAGUCUUCGGCCCUGCGGGAGAAACGAGGCCACACUCCUGUGAAUGAGAAGCCAGACAGCACAGAGACUACUGCACCUGUGGGCUUAAACAACAACGGUCCUUACUCCCAGACAGAGAAAAACGGGCUCAUCCUCACCAAUGGGACCGCGGGAGAAGCAGAAAAUAUUUUUGACAAGAUUGAGAAGCUUGAUAUCUCCACCACAGACAGCAAGGACGAAGACGGGAGUCUCUCUACAGACUCUUUCUCCGAAAUUUCCAAAUUUGAAAUUCCCAGCCCAGACCUGAGCUUCCAGCCUGAUGAACAUCUGGAGGUUUAUGUUUCUGCGUCGGAAAACCCGAACCACUUUUGGAUCCAGAUCCUGGGAGUCCGUUCCCUUCAGCUGGACAAACUGACAGAAGAGAUGAACCGCUUUUACAACGGUGGCAACCCAAACAGGGUGGAGACCAUUGUGGUGGGGGACAUUGUAGCGGCUCCAUACCACGACCGUGGUACGUGGAACAGGGCCAGGGUGCUGGGAGUCCUGGCCUCCGGACUGGUGGACCUUUACUAUGUUGACUUUGGGGACAACGGGGAGCUGCCCAGAGAAAGCCUCUGUCGUAUGAGGAGUGACUUCCUCAGCUUACCAUUCCAAGCUAUUGAGUGCAACUUAGCAGGAGUGAGACCAAAAGGAGAGGUGUGGACUGAGGAAGCCCUGGAUGAGUUUGAGCAGCUGACAUAUUGUGCUUCCUGGAGACCGCUGCAGGCCAAACUCUGCAGCUACUCUCACUCUGAGGUCUCCUCCUGGCCCACCGUCAAGCUCUACGACAACAGUGUGGGCAAGCCUGUAGAUAUCGGGGAGGAGCUGGUACGUCUGGGCCAUGCUGUCAGCUUCCAGGAGCCAUUAAACGGAAGGACUGAGGGGGAAAAUCUCGGCUGUCUACAGAGGAUGCUGGAUGAUGUGAUAGGAGCAUCAUCAGAGCAAAGUCUCUCCUGUAUCAGCUUAUCAGAAGCGGCUUCAAUCUCAGGAAGCGUUGAUGACGUCGUAGAAGAUGAUCUGCUCUGAGACCAAAGACAUAAACUUCUAGCACUGACCAUCCACUGCUCAGCAUCAGUUCAACUGACAUGGAGACAUUUCCUCGUAUGACCCAAACUCAACCGCAUACGUCCUCAUUCAGCCUUACUGACAGUUCCUUCAGUCAUAUCCACUGUAUCGUUGUUACUUCAGUACAUUUGUUAUGUUUUGCCUUUAAGCUGUUCUGUUGUACCAAAUGCUACUCCACUUAUAUGUUGUUGCAAUAUUUUUCUGUUCAAGAAAUGAAGAGGAACAAAACUAGAAUGCCAUUAUUAUUUUUGAAAAGCACUGUGUUGAACCAUAAGGCAGCUGGAUAGCUAACAUUGUCAACAUUGUUAUUUUCCUCUAUUUAUAUGUAUAUUAGAAUUUAAUGGCUUAUGUAUCGGGCUUCACAAGUUAUUAUAUUUUGAAAAUGAAACCAUAAAGUAUUAUUAGUAUUGAAUGUGGCCUGCAGAUUGUGUUCAUUCUAACAAUGUGGGAUCUACUGUACCAUCACCAAGGACAAAGUUGUAGUUUGUAUUCAGAGGUGUUAUAGACUGCACUAUAUAUAAUAAAGGAUUUAUUUUAUGUCA